AGGGGGUCUGUCUGUGAAGUCCACACAGCCGAACUUCACACUCUGUCUGCUCUGUUGGAUUUUCGAGCUCGGCCUUGUCCGAUUCCUACGUUUGUCCGGAGGUUUGGGAGGAGCAUGAUGCGGGUCCGGCUGGUUCUGCUGCUGCUCGCCCUACAGGUGUUUACCUGGGCUCAGGAGGAUGAGGUCUUCGUGGGUCAGGAGGACAUUGUCCUCCCGGAGUUCAGUGACGUCUGCACCGAGGGCAGCUGUUACCCGGCAACAGGAGACCUUCUGAUUGGCCGAGCCCAUCAACUGUCAUCCACGUCCACCUGUGGCUUGAACCGACCUGAACCGUUCUGCAUCGUCAGUCACCUGCAGGAAGAGAAGAAGUGUUUUGUCUGCAACUCGGCGGCGCCCUACAAUGAGCUGGCCAAUCAAACCAGCAACCAUCGUGUGGAGAACGUGGUCACAACAUUCGCUCCCAACAGACUGAAGACGUGGUGGCAGUCAGAGAACGGUUUGGAGAACGUCACCAUCCAGCUGAACCUGGAGGCAGAGUUUCACUUCACCCACUUGAUCAUGACCUUCAAGACAUUUCGUCCUGCUGCCAUGGUGAUCGAGCGGUCAGCUGAUUUCGGGAAGACGUGGCAGGUUUACCGUUACUUCGCCUACGACUGCGAGUCAUCUUUUCCCUCCGUUUCCCGUGGUCCCAUGCAAAAGGUGGACGACGUCAUCUGCGACUCCCGUUACUCUGACAUCGAACCAUCGACAGAAGGAGAGGUGAUUUUCAGAGUUCUGGACCCGGCGUUCAGGAUCGAUGACCCAUACAGCCCCAGAAUCCAGAAUAUGUUGAAGAUCACUAAUCUGAGGGUGAAGUUCACCAAACUGCACACACUCGGAGACAACCUGCUAGACUCUCGAAUGGAAAUCAAGGAGAAGUAUUACUACGCCGUCUACGACAUGGUGGUCAGAGGAAACUGUUUCUGCUACGGACACGCUUCUGAGUGCGCCCCCAUCCAUGGAUCCGGCCAGACCAGAGAGGGCAUGGUUCAUGGUCACUGUAUGUGUAACCACAACACCAAAGGACUGAACUGUGAACAGUGUCAAGAUUUUUACCAUGAUCUGCCCUGGAGACCAGCUGAGGGACGCAACACCAACGCCUGCAAAAAGUGCAACUGUAACCAUCACUCAGACUCGUGUCAUUUCGACAUGGCUGUGUUCGUGGCCUCUGGAAACGUUAGUGGAGGCGUCUGUGACAACUGUCUGCACAACACAGCUGGACACAACUGUGAGCAGUGCAAACCAUUUUACUUCCAACAUCCAGAGAAAGACAUCAGAGACCCCAACAUCUGCGAACCCUGUAACUGUGACCCUCUGGGCUCUUUGAAUGGAGGGAUAUGUGACAGGAUGACGGAUGUUCGGUCUGGUCUAAUCGCUGGUCAGUGUCGCUGUAAGGUCAAUGUGGAGGGGGAACGGUGCGAGCGCUGCAAACAGGCACAUUAUGGCCUCAGCGAUGAUCCUGAAGGCUGCAAAGCGUGUACAUGCAGCCCUCUGGGAACUGUUCCUGGAGGAAAUCCUUGUGACAGCGAGUCAGGAAGCUGCUUCUGUAAACGACUGGUGACCGGACGAAACUGUGACCAGUGUGUGUCUGAACACUGGGGUCUCAGUAAUGACAUGGACGGAUGUCGACCAUGUGACUGCGAUCUGGGAGGAGCCAUUAACAACCAGUGUGAUCAGGUGACUGGCCAGUGUGUCUGCAGAGAUCACAUGUUCGGUCGCCGCUGUGAUCAGGUCGAGUCCGGGUUCUACUUCAUCGCUCUGGAUCACUACACGUACGAGGCAGAGGACGCCAAGUUUGGACCUGGAGUGACAGUGGUGCCGAGGCCACACCCCCUCGACCGCAGUCCCACCUGGACAGGUAUCGGCCUGGUCAACGUCCCCGAGGGAGCCUUCCUGGAGUUCUCUGUAGACAACAUCCCUCAUUCCAUGGAGUAUGACAUCCUGAUCCGUUAUGAGCCUCAGCUGCCUGACCAGUGGGAGGAGGUCCUGAUGACAGUCAUGAGACCUGGACCAAUCAGAGCUGAUAGCCGCUGUGUCAACACUGUUCCUGAUGACGACAACCAGAUGAUCUCACUUCACCCCGGCUCACGAUACGUGGUUCUUCCUAGACCAGUUUGCUUUGAAACUGGUCUGAACUACACGGUCCGCCUCAGCCUGCCUCUGUACUCUGCGCUCAGUGACGUCCAGUCUCCAUACACCCUUAUUGACUCGAUCGUGUUGAUGCCUCACUGUAAGAACCUGGACAUCUUCACGGCGUCUGAGGGUGGAGACUCGAGCGGACACAACAGCUGGGAAACCUUCCAGCGUUAUCGUUGUCUGGAGAACAGUCAGAGCGUUGUAAAGACUCAGAUGACUGACAUCUGCAGAAACUACAUCUUCAGCAUCUCUGCCAUGCUGCACCAGGGAGCUAAAGAAUGCCAGUGUGAUCCUCAGGGUUCUCUCAGCACUGUGUGUGACCCCAGCGGAGGUCAGUGUCAGUGUCGGCCCAAUGUGGUCGGGAGGAACUGUGACAGAUGUGCACCGGCCACAUUUCAGUUUGGUCCCAGUGGCUGCAGAGCUUGUGAGUGCGACCCUCAGGGUUCACACACUCCGUUCUGCGACCAGCUGAGCGGUCAGUGCGUUUGUGUAACGGGAGCGUACGGUCGACAGUGUGACCGCUGUUUGCCGGGUCACUGGGGCUUCCCCGCCUGUCGACCCUGCAGCUGCAACGGACACGCCGACGAGUGCGACGCGCAAACUGGACGCUGCCUGAACUGCAGAGACCACAGCAUGGGACACAGCUGCGACAGGUGUCUUGAUGGUUACUAUGGUGACCCAGUGCUAGGUUCAGGCGACCACUGCCGCCCCUGCAUGUGUCCAGACGGCCCUGGCAGUCUACGGCAGUUCGCAGGAAGCUGUUACCGCGGUGACGAGUCACAGCAAGCCAUCUGCGUCUGCAACACUGGAUACAGAGGUGCUCGCUGUGAUGAGUGUUCACCUGGUUACUAUGGAAACCCCAGCGAGCCAGGUGGACAGUGCCAGCCUUGUCAGUGCAACAACAACAUUAACAUGUUGGACCCCGACUCCUGCGACAGACGAACCGGCGAGUGUUUGCGCUGCUUGUAUCACACCGAGGGCCCCGGCUGCCAGAUUUGCCAACUGGGUUACUACGGCAACGCGCUCCGGCAAGACUGUAGGAAGUGUGUGUGUAACCAUCUGGGCAGCGAGCCGUCCAGCUGCCCGUCCACAGAUGAGUGUCACUGCGAUCGCAACAGCGGUCAGUGUCACUGCUUGCCCAAUGUGAUUGGUCAGCACUGCGACCGCUGCGCGCCCGACACCUGGAACAUGGCGAGUGGCCACGGCUGUCAGACCUGCGACUGCAACCCCAUACACUCAUAUGGGACGUCCUGCAACGAGAUCAGUGGUCAGUGUUCCUGUCAACCGGGCUUUGGAGGAAGAACAUGCAGCGAAUGUAGAGAGCUGUUCUGGGGAAAUCCAGAGGUCAAAUGUUACGCAUGCGAAUGUGACCCUCGCGGUAUCAAGGAGCAGCAGUGCCAUAAAUCCACCGGUCACUGUGCGUGUGUCGAGGGUGUCACCGGACCACGCUGUGAUGUUUGCGCCCGUGGAUUUUCGGGCACUUUCCCAGACUGCCGUCGCUGCCACCAGUGCUUUGCCGACUGGGACGCUGUCAUCGGUCAGCUGACCAAUCAAACGCACCGGCUUGUCAAUAAAGUCAAUGCCAUUAAAGCCAGCGGGGUCACUGGGCCGUACAGGAAAACCAUUGAGAGUAUGGAGAAGAGUGCAGCUGAAAUCCGGACCAUCUUAAACCAGAACCCGGCGUCCCAGCCACUGACGGAGAUCCAGGAUUCACUGCAGCGGGCCAGUGAGUUGAUGGAGACCCUGAGCCGCUCACUGAACCUCACAGAGCAGACGCUCAUUCAGGCGGCCGACCAGGACGAAGGUGUCAACAGCAAACUGGACUCUUUGACGGCGGACACCAAGAAACUGGAACAGACCAUCCAGGAGCUGCUGGAUCAGGUGGAGUUCAUCAAGAACUCAGACAUCAGAGGGGCGUCGGACAGUGUCACUAAGUACUUCCUGCAGUCUCAGGCAGCUGAAGCUCGAGCAAAUGCAUCCACAGUGGAUCCAAACAGCCCCGUGGAAACCUCUGCCACCUUACGGGAGCUCACAGAGGACAAAAUGAACCAAACCAAAGAUGAGUUUGUGAAGAAGCACAAAGACCAUGCUCAGAGACUGGAUGACCUGGCAGGAGAGCUGCAGAGUUUGGACCUAUCAGAGCUCAGCCAGAAGACCUGUGGCAGCCCAUCGGGUCAGGACUCGUGCUCGUCGUCACCCUGCGGCGGUCUGGGCUGCGUGGACUCUGAGGGACAGACCAGGUGUGGAGGUGAAGGAUGCAACGGCGUCCUGACAUUGGCAAAGAGUGCCUGGCUGAAAGCUCAAGACUCAGAAAAGGAGAUUAUCAGCGCCAUGGAGGAAGUGGAGAAACUCUCUAAAAUGGUGUCAGAAGCCAAGCUGAAAGCAGAUGAGGCAAAGCUGAGUGCUCAGGACGUCCUGAUGAAAACCAACAGGACGAAACAAAGAGUUGACCAGAGCAACGAGGAGCUGAGGAGCCUCAUCCGACAGAUCAGAGACUUCCUAACGCAGGACGCUGCAGACCUGGAGAGUAUUGAACUGGUGGCGAACGAGGUUCUGGUGAUGCAGAUGCCAACGACACCGGCUCAGCUGCAGAACCUGACCGAUGAGAUCCGACAGAAGGUGGGAGAACUGGGACACGUAGAGACCAUCCUGCAACAGAGCGCUGACGACAUCCAGAGAGCUGAGAACCUGCUGGAUCAGGCCCGACGGGCCAGUAAGGAAGCUGCAGAUGUGAAGGACUCCGCUGCAAAGGUCAAACAAGCUCUUGAAGAAGCACAGAGAGCUCAGACUGCGGCCAGCAGCGCCAUCCAGCAGGCGGCCGCCGACAUCCAGACCACCAACAACCUGCUGUCCUCCGUGGAGUCAGAGACUGCAGAGGCUGAGUUGAAGCUGAACAACGCCACCCAGAGGCUGCAACAGCUUGAGCAGGAUGUCACACUACUAAGAGAAAAAGCUCUGAACGUCACUCAGAGCACUGAACAAACCAAUCAGGAUGCAGCGAGCAUUGGGAAGCUAGCAGAAGCGAUACAGAAGGACCUGGACUCUGAAGUCAAGGAUAAAUAUGCUACAGUGGAACAGCUGAUUGGUCAGAAGGCAGGGGGCGUGGCUGAUGCCAGGAAGAGGGCGGAGUCACUACAACAAGAAGCCAAAGCGCUGCUGCUGCAGGCCAGCAACAAGCUACAGCUGCUGAAAGAUCUAGAGAAAUCGUAUGCAGACAACCAGCGAACUCUGGAGCUGAAGGCCGAGCAGCUGGUGGAACUGGAGGCCGCCGUGAAGGAGCUGCUUCAGGAGAUCAGCCACAAGGUCACGGUCUACAGCACCUGUCUGUUCUAGGGUCAGAGGUCACAAGGGUCAUCCUGAAUUAUGGCAUAAGAAGAAGAAGACACUGAACUGAUUUAAAGGAGCAUUCCACUCACUUUUAGCCUUCAACUGUGGUAUAAUGGCUAAAAGUUCAGUCUGUUUGACAAUCACAGAAGAAAACCAAAAAUGAAACGUUUAACCCCCAAAUGUAAGGACAAGAAGGCAUCCUCACAAAUAUUUACACUCUGCUUAUACACACAAACAAACCGAGAAAACACUGAAUUUAAGUUAGAAGAAUCUGAGAAUGUAACAAGAAAAUAAAAAGGGUUUGACCAUGACUAGGAAUAAAUUGAAUUAAAAAAAGUUGAACUGAUGAAUGUAAUCGGUUGUUUUAAAAGAAAGUGUCCAACCUUCAGUAACAUCAGCUGAAUAAAAUCUGUUGAAUGUUUCUGUGAAUGUAAAACAUCUUUCAGUUCCACUGUAAAUGGUUUAAAUUGAAUGUGAAACCAUGUGAUUUUAUACGUCUUGUAUUUUAUAUUUGUAUGUCCUUGGCCAAAACAUUGAACAAAAAAUAUUUUUAAUAAAACCCUCCAGAUACA
Molecule: messenger RNA, 6074 nt
Organism: Sphaeramia orbicularis (orbiculate cardinalfish)
Lineage: Eukaryota; Metazoa; Chordata; Actinopteri; Kurtiformes; Apogonidae
Gene: lamb1a
Product: laminin, beta 1a
Biological process (GO): basement membrane assembly; axon guidance; tissue development
Cellular component (GO): laminin trimer
Molecular function (GO): integrin binding; structural constituent of synapse-associated extracellular matrix
Source: RefSeq, a predicted model, not a curated record